Messenger RNA from Striga hermonthica, 351 nucleotides. The record is from the annotation of a GenBank genome assembly. NCBI's taxonomy places the organism in Eukaryota, Viridiplantae, Streptophyta, Magnoliopsida, Lamiales, Orobanchaceae.
AUGACAGAAAAUCAAAGCAAUGAGAAUUCUUCACUCGAUUCAUUAAUCGCUGAGGCUGCAGCGUAUGGGGAUGAGAAGGCCCUGGAUUGUCCGUGCGUAGCCCACUUGAAGAGCGGGCUGUGUGGGUCCCAAUUUUCGGAGGCCUUUGUGUGUUUUCUCAAGAGCACGACCGAGGAGAAAGGGUCCGACUGCGUGCACCCUUUCGUGGCACUGCAGAACUGCAUCAACGCCAAUCCUGAUGCAUUUUCUAAAGAUGUUGUGGAGGAUGAUGUAGUUGAGGAGAAGGCGGAAUCACACUACAAACUCCGUCCCCCAUUGUGGUCCGUGGAAACCAAAUCUCCUAAGGAGUAG